Messenger RNA from Bubalus bubalis (water buffalo), 3484 nucleotides. It is a transcript of the gene TMEM74B, whose product is annotated as transmembrane protein 74B. NCBI's taxonomy places the organism in Eukaryota, Metazoa, Chordata, Mammalia, Artiodactyla, Bovidae. Bases 171 to 872 code for a protein of 233 amino acids. The transcript has 3 exons. The record is from RefSeq and is a predicted model, not a curated record.
CGGCCGCGGGCGGAGCUCGAGCCGCGGCGCUCGGCGAUCCCCGGCUCCCGCCCCUUCCCCGUGCCUCCCUCCCCGGAGCCUCCCUGGCGGUCCCAGCCGCCGCCGUACGGCCCCGCGCGGCGCGAGCAGCUACCAAGGGGCCAAGGGAUGAGCUGGGGUCCGCCUUCCCAAUGGCAUCUCCCCCUGGUCUGGAACUGAAGACACUGAGCAAUGGUCCCCAGGCCCCAAGGAGACCUGCAUCUCUGGGUCCAGCAGCCCCACCCAGGGAGGGUGUGGAGAAUGCCUGCUUCUCUUCAGAGGAGCAUGAGACCCAUUUCCAGGACCCUGGGGAUACCAGACUAGGCCGCUCCCCCAGCCCUCCUGGGGGCCUUGGCCCCUCACGGCCCCGACCCCAGAGAGACGACGCAUCCCUGCAUUCAGAAGAGGGGCCAGGCCUGGAGCCCGUGAGCCGCCCUGUGGAUUAUGGCUUCGUCUCUGCUCUGGUUUUCCUGGUGAGCGGGAUACUCCUGGUGGUGACUGCGUACGCCAUCCCCCGCGAGGCUCGCGUCAACCCGGACACGGUGUCGGCACGGGAGAUGGAACGGCUGGAGAUGUACUAUGCACGCCUGGGCUCGCACCUGGACAAAUGCAUCAUCGCAGGCUUGGGGCUGCUCACGGUGGGCGGCAUGCUCUUGUCCGUGCUGCUGAUGGUCUCCCUGUGCAAGGGCGAACUGUACCGCCGGCCCACCUUCGUCCCAGGCAGGGGCUCCAGGAAGACCUACGGCUCUAUCAACCUGCGCAUGAGACAGCUCCAUGGGGACGGGGGCCAGGCCCUGGUGGAGAACGAAGUUGUCCAGGUCUCAGAGACCAGCCAUGCUCUCCAGGGGUCUUAAGUGGAUUCUUUUACUGCUGAGCCACCGGGGAAGCCUGCCUGGAUGCUGAGCCGAUGCCUAAUACCCCUGAGCCACAGUUUCCUCUUCUGUUAAAUGGAAGCACCUUCCCCAUAAGGCAUGGUAAGCAGUAAAUGAGAUACCCAUAAAGCACUGAGCAUAGAGCCUGGCACUUUGUAAUUCACUCAAUAAUGUUUGUUCAUUUGCUUGUUCAUUCACACCUAAUCUGUAUUCUUCCCUGGGGGAGGUCCUAUGGGCACACGUGGGCCCUGCCCUUGAGCUGGUCACAGAUUGUCUGGAGAAACAGGACAGUGCACAGGGAGCUGUGUAUGUCUGGCCAGGGGUGGAGAGUGUUGGCACAGAGGAGGGAUCUGAUUAAGUUGAGAUCAAGUCAACUUAAUCUCCUGGGUCUGGGGAAGGUUAGUGAGUGGAAGGAUCUUCUGGCAGGAAAGCUGGCCCCAGGGGAGCAGGGAGGACAGGGGAAGAAGGUGCCUGCCAUGCCAACCUCUUCCUGGGUGGCAGACAUCUGAGCCAAUAAUGACUUAGGGUAAAGGGUACUCAGGAAAGGCCAUCUCUCUCCCUUUCCUGGUUCUUCAUUUCAUCCCAUCUCUCCCUAUCUUCCUCUUUUUUUUUUUUAUUCUUCUGUGUUUACACCUCCUUUCACUACAGCCACUCCUGGGGGUUACACCCACAGGUGUGUUACUACUAUUGCUGACUCACCUGCCAGCCAUCUGACUCUCCUCUUGCGAGUGUCUUCCCUCCUCUAUCAAAGAUGAAAGCAGGGGCCCAAAUGCCAAUGCCCAUAGAGUUUGGCAGGUGACAGUCACUAAUGAAGCAGGUGGCAAUCUACAGCAGUGGCAGGAUUAAAGGAGUGUCUGUUUCAGCUGAUUGGCUGUUGCCCUGUGGAUGGGCUCAGGGUUGUCAGAGCUCCUGAUUUUUCAAGAGCAGCUGGACAUCUGGACAUUUGCAUGGGUAAAAAGGAUUAUCCCACUGCCUGAGAAUUCUGACAGGCCAGAACUGAGGACAAAGGAGUGUCCAGUGAGAUGCCACCUGCUGGAGUCAGUCAUCCACCCCCUCCCUGGCCCAGGGCUUACCAAGUCACUCAGAGAGAUGGGGGCACCCUCAAGAAGCAGUCUAGACUGUCUCCCAGUUGGAGGCUCACUGAAAUACAGUGCCUGCAGACCACUUGAGUGUUUCUCAUCUAAGAUCCUUCAUUCUUUCACAAAGGACUUACGUACCAUUCUGUGCUAGGUUUUGAGGUACAGCACCAAACAGAUGAAAGAAGUAAGGACAGUAUUCUUGAGUGGUCUUGACAAGUAUAUUCUGGGGCUCAGAAUUAGUGUGAACAUGGAGAUGAGGCCUGCUUCUGACCUGGAGAAUUUCUGAUGUGGGAGGCCCAUGGGAACAGCCCACACUGGCUUGAAGGGUGGUGGGACUCAGGGAGGAAGAAGGGCAGUCCUGCAAUCCCUCCCAGUGUUCUGAGGCUCUUGAAGGUAGGUGGAGAACCCUAGUGUUCCAGGGCUCCAAGAGUUGAUGUAGGCAGGUGAGGGGAGGCUGGAGCUGUGGGAUGGUGCAGGUGGCUAUGCAGCCCAGUAUAUUACCUCAAGGAGCAGAUGGGCUGAGAACCUCUUAUGGACUGAGAGAGACCCUCACUACUGAGAGUCCUGGGUAAAGUUCUCAACAGCACCCCCCAGUUUUGCAUGUUGUCUACAAAAGACUCCAGCAUCAAAAAGCAAAACCCCAGUAUGAAUUAGAGUAAGAGUACUCCCCACCCCCGACCCCAUCACCAUGGCUAGUGAAGAGACUCUUCAUUUUUCUCCCUCCUCCCACCCUACCACAGAGGAGCAGCGAGUGUUCAAAAGAGGUCAGAGGAGACACCUCUUGGAACUGGAUAUAAGUUUAAAUUGGACUGGACUGAGUUUGAAAAUCAAAAUGACCAUUCAGUUUUUGGUUGGAUCCUAGAUGCUAAGAUGAGAAAGGGGGCUCUGACAGAGGUUAGUUGGAUAAAACAAAACACUUCAUGUUUCUACAUUUCAGUGAACCCGUUAUGUAUUAUACACUUUAGAUGAUCAAAUUUUAAAUGAAAUACGGUGUUCCUUCUGUGCCAGGCACUCUUCUAAGUCUUUGCAUCUGCUAGUUCAUUUAAACCUCACAACCAUCUUGGAGAGUGGGUGCUAUCAUUAAUUCCCUUUUACAGAUGAGUAAGCUGAGGCACAGGCAGGCAAAGUGACUUUCCCAAGGUCACACAACUAGUAAAUAGCAGACUCAACUAUAAUAGUAUGCAGGCUGGUCAGGGCAUGUUUGCACAUCUGGGCUGUAGGCUGCCACUGAGGCUUGUGGUUUAGAUGCCAAGUGGGAAGCUCUUGGGGGGAUAAGAGGGGACAGUUGGGGCAGCACUAAACUUGGACAGGCCCAUGUCCUAUUUAAAUCAUGGAAUCUCAUAGGUCAGCGGGAUCUUUGAGGAUCCUUGGAGGAUCAAGUCCACCUUUAUCCCCAUUUUACUACUGGGGUAAACCAAGGGGAGAGGUGGGACUUGCCCAGGGGCCCCAUGGCUCAGGCCCCCUCUCUUCUUAGGGUUCUCAUGUGAAUUUAUAUCAGACAUCAAGAAGCCUAAA